CAUACAUAAACCCCGCCUAUUCCCAAAAGGGGAUUUUAACCCUAAAUUGAGCCACACUGCUAACCGUAUGCCCAAUACUAACCUAAAAUUAAGACAAAAAGCAACAACAUGUGAUAUAGCCCAUUUUUACUCUGUGGCUGUGAUAACUAGUGACAACCAGUACCCAGCGAGAACCUGGAGCAUCUCAAGAUGGCGGCUGAGCGGAGGAUGAGGAUGACAUCGGGUCGGGGUUGUGUGACUGUGUUUCUGGCCGUGUUGUGCACCUUCUCCGCCGGGACCUGCGACGAACAGGUGCCGCUGAUGCUAUGGACGAGUGAAGGGUCUAGUCUGCCGUCCCAAGCGUGUCCUGCUGCUGGUCACAUAGUGGGUAUCAGUCAGCUGAGCUCAUACCUGGAGACCGCCCUGGGGUCCGCCCGCGGAACGUACUGCUCUUCCUGCAGGACAAGAUGAGCAUUGAGGACUUCACCAUGUACGGAGGGGCGUUUGGCAACAAGCAGGACAGUGCCUUCCCUAACCUCGAGGAGGCGCUCCUCUCCAGCCCUUCCCCAUUGGUCCUGCCUGCCGUGGCCUGGCCAGCAUCCAGUGCUGUGAUCGGUCAGCUCCAGGACCAAUUAGACACCUCUCCUCUCUUCAUGGAACCAGAGACACUCAGCCAGCUACGACUCAACAUUUCUACCCCCGCCCUGCUGGUCUUCAGACUACCCUACAGCACCGGGUCUGAUCUGAUGUCUGCUAAGGAGGUUCUCAAUGGGAAUGAUGAGGUGAUUGGACAGGUGAUGAGCAUUAUGAAGAGCCAGUCUGUCCCCUACACUGCCAUCUACACUGCAAUGAGACCCUCACGGGAGGUGUCAUUGUCUCUGGAUAUGAAGGCUAGUGUGGGAGGAGGGCGCUCCCUAUUGCAGUACGGAGACAGAAAGAGGGAGAGGGACAGACAGCGGGAGAGAGAAAGAGGAGAGAACCAAGUCAAGGAGAAGACAGGAGUCUACCCUCCAGUUGAGUUUAAGGAGGGCGGAGCCGGCUGUUAUCAUGCUGUAGGCGGAGGAACCUGGACCGUGAGCGUGCUCCGUGUGGUCGCUGGGAACGACCGACCUUCACCUCUCUGA
Messenger RNA from Salvelinus sp. IW2-2015, 1103 nucleotides. Lineage: Eukaryota; Metazoa; Chordata; Actinopteri; Salmoniformes; Salmonidae. The record is from RefSeq and is a predicted model, not a curated record.